CCUGGAUACUGAUAUUGAAUGUAAAACUAGCAUUGCGACUAUACGUAAAGUAAUAUUUUAUGAUAUUUUGUGAACGCACGUAAGCUAAAGAACAGAAUCUUAUCAAACUUUGGUCGUUCGGAAGUAUUUAAUUUAAGAUGAGAUCUAAGGUAUUCUUCACACAUAUAUGUUUUCGACGUGGUAUUAGCGUAAAGAAAUUUAUUUAUUUGGUGUUAUCUGUAUCCGCGCUGAUAUUGUUUAUUUAUUCCUACAAUCAUUCAGAACUGAUAUCGAGUGAUAGACCGACCAGUGGUUCCGGCUCAAAAUUAUGGCAACCCACAGGAAACGUAGGCACACAAAUUGGCGAAACGUAUACAAAAGAGGAUAGAAAGAAGGUUAUUCUUGUCGCAUAUCCUCGAAGCGGAAGUACGUUUACUGCGGAUGUUAUUCGGGCUAACAGUGAUGUUUUGUUUAUAUUUGAACCACUUUUUACAUCGUUGAAAAAACACAUAGGAAAACCUUUUCUAGUAACAGAAAAGAAGGUAUAUAAAAGAACAAAAACAAAUAUGACCACAUUUGAAGAAGAAGUGAAGAAAGUAAUGAAGGCGUUUUUAAACUGCGAUUCUAGUUUAGCUGACUUACCCCUUCGUGUUUUACAAAAUGAAGUUUUAGAAAUUCGUGAAGACACAUUUCCAUUAUUUGAUUGUGCCAGAAACAUAACCAAAUAUAACCAAACUCUUAUGUCACAUUGCGCGGAGAAAUAUAUAAAAUUAUGUGAACAGCGGAAAGUUAUCCUAGCAAAGGUCAUUCGGUAUCCAUCUGAAAUCCUAUACAACCAAAUGAAGAACGAUCCUAAUUUGUAUGUAGUGUAUUUGGUGCGCGACCCCAGAGGCAUCAUGUCAUCCCAGAUGACUAAUUUUCAAAACUUCGAGUGGGAAACAAUUCGUCGUGCAUCAAAGGAGUUUUGCACUUUAAUGGAGAAAGAUAUUCAAGUAAUGGAGGAUCUACACGACCUGUAUCCAGACAGAGUUAAGUUUAUUCGAUAUGAAUCUCUAGCGACCAACCCUUUGGGUGAUGCUAGAGAUAUUUACAAUUUUCUUAAAUUAGAUUUAACAAAAAAUGCUAUAAAUGUAAUAAAAUUGCAGACUGCUUCCAAUAGAACAAGUUGUGAUGUAGGCUGUACUUUGCGCAGAAAUUCCAAAAAUGUGCCAUAUCAAUGGCGGAUUCGUGCCAAUUUCACAUACAUACAAAAUAUAGACCGAGUUUGUGGCAAUUUGUAUGCAAAAAUGUGCUAUGUUCCUGUUAAAAGUAGCAAUCACUUAAAAAACAUGUCAAUUUCGUUGAUAAAACCGUGUGUAAAAUAUGGUGUUAAUAUGUGAUAAUCGAUGUAGGCCUUGUGUCGGUUGGUUUAAAAUACCCAUCUGCUCACCUGUCUAACCACCGCCCCAGACUUACGUUAGGCCACAAUCUGGAAGACGACAGAGGAAAAUGGAGCGGAGUACGACUUUUUACACUUAUC
This is a messenger RNA of Patella vulgata (common limpet), 1498 nucleotides long. RefSeq names its product carbohydrate sulfotransferase 1. The record is from RefSeq and is a predicted model, not a curated record. NCBI's taxonomy places the organism in Eukaryota, Metazoa, Mollusca, Gastropoda, Patellidae. The transcript has 4 exons. Bases 138 to 1358 code for a protein of 406 amino acids. Gene Ontology annotation, molecular function: N-acetylglucosamine 6-O-sulfotransferase activity. Gene Ontology annotation, biological process: N-acetylglucosamine metabolic process; sulfur compound metabolic process.